This is a messenger RNA of Cylindrotheca closterium, 2826 nucleotides long. The record is from the annotation of a GenBank genome assembly. NCBI's taxonomy places the organism in Eukaryota, Bacillariophyta, Bacillariophyceae, Bacillariales, Bacillariaceae.
AUGGACCAAUUGACUACUGGAGAACAGCAGGAGAUUGUCAAGCGACUGCAGAAUCAAUUGAAUUUCAAUCGCGAACAUCCCUUUGGAGUUUCACUGUUGGCACUGGACAACCAAUACAAUCGUCGACUCUUUCCCAACGGACCUUUUGGAACUAUUGAUGUUGCCGAGUCGGAUUGCCUCCAUGGAAGUUGUCCCCACUAUUCCAAACAAGCAGAUGUGAAGUUGGAAAAUGCCAGAAAGACUCCCAUUCAUAUUCUGAUUCCUGCCUUUAGAGAUAAGUUAUGUUCUCGGACAUUGCAUUAUGCCUUUACGCAGGCAGAAAAUCCAUCGCGACUGUUUAUUCGUGUGAUUGAUCAGGUCCAACCACGAUCAGAUCUGGAAGACGACGCUGGGUGCUGGGAACUAUAUUGUGAAAAGCACAAUCGUAAUUGCAAAGAGUACGGAUCGCAAGUCCGAAUUGUCAAGAUUGAUUCGGCUCAAUCAAUGGGCCCAACCUAUGCUCGGUCGAAAUUGUCUGCCAUGGUUCAUUGGGAUUACAUCUAUCGUAAUGAGUCUGAUGAGAUUGAUCUGCAGCCUGUCAAUGAACAAGAUUUCUGUAUGAAUAUCCACAGUCGCAUGAAUUUCAGCAAGCGCUUUGACACACGUCUGAUUGAAAUGCAUCAUCGUACCAAGAAUGAUUAUGGCGUCUUGAGCACCCAUGUUACAGGGAUGGAAUCCAACGACCAAGAUGGACGAAUCGUCCCCAACAUGUGUACGGUGGCCUUUACUGAGAGCAUUCAUCAUUGGGGAACGAAACAAUGCAGCUUCCUUACCCGUCCAAAGCUGACCAAUGCCAUGUGGGGAGCUGGUUUGAGUUUUCAGAGAUGUCAUGGAGAACUUGUUGUUCCUACCGAUCCGUUUUUGGACAAUGCAUUUGACGGCGAAGAGGUUAGCCGUGGGAUUCGAUUCUUUACCCAUGGAUACGAUAUGUAUACUCCAGACAUUGUCUUGGUAAGUCACGAUUACAGCACCGAUGCAGAAAAUCUAGUGAUGGGAGUAAAGCCUCGUCACGAUGAAGACGACAGCGAAGAAGAGGAUGAAGAAAAGGACUUGAGUCUGGGCAAAAGCGCAUGGAAAUGGGUUGAAGAAAUCGAGAAGUCCCGUCUCGGGCUCGCUGUGUUUGGUACAGAUCGAGUCAAUAUGCUUUUGGGAAUAGGAUCCCAUCACAACAAUACGGAACAAGAACGCAAAGAGCUGGACUUGAUCCGCAACUCUCGUUUUGGUCUGGGGACGAAGCGAACGAUGGAUCAAGUUAGAGAAUUCACUGGAAUCGAUCUGCUGAAUAAGAAAAUGGAAUGCAACAAGUGUGGCAACAACUAUUGGGUUCCGUUUGAAGAGUCUCCCAACUAUGGCGUACAGGAGCUUCUAGAGCGAGGAAACAUUGGUAAGGCACAGCGGCAGAAAACGGAUGUUGUUGUAGAGGAGCCAAAUAGAGAAGGCCAACGGGAACAGAAAAUCGAACAGUUUCAAGGACUGGUUCAAGGAAUAAUGGGAAACGAUGGUGCUAUACAAACCGAAUGCACAUCUGAAUUCCGUCGAUUGCUCAGUAUCGAGAAGAACCCACCUAUCCAACAAGUUAUUGAUGCCGGGGUAGUACCUCGUUUUGUUGAGUUCCUCCAGCGCGAUGACAGCCCAGCAUUGCAAUUCGAAGCUGCUUGGGCACUGACCAAUAUUGCAUCCGGAACUCGUAAACACACAAAGCUGGUUACGGAAGUUGGCGCCGUUCCAAUCUUCGUCCGCCUUCUAACGAGUCCAAACGCCGAUGUUCGUGAACAAGCUGUUUGGGCACUCGGAAACAUUGCAGGUGACUCACCACCAUAUCGCGAUUUUGUGCUUCAAGCUGGCGCAAUGGAGCCUCUGCUUCAGCAACUUCACCAAAAAUCCAACCUUUCAAUGCUAAGGAAUGCUAUCUGGGCACUUUCCAACUUUUGCCGUGGAAAGCCACAGCCAGAUUUUGAAAUUGUCCGACCCGCCCUUCCUAUUCUGUCGCAACUGAUGUUCAGUGGGGACGAAGAGGUUUUGACUGAUACCUGUUGGGCCCUUGCCUAUUUAUCUGGUGGCCCCAACGAUAAAAUCCAAGCAGUCAUUGAUGCUGGGGUAGUCCGUCGUCUUGUCGAACUCCUCCUCCACCCUUCUCCCUCAGUUCAAAGACCUGCUCUAUGCACAGUCGGAAAUAUUGCAACUGGAAACGAGACUCAAAAUCAACUAAUCAUCAACGACGAUGUCCUUCCUAAUUUGUUGGCUCUUCUGUCGAGUCCCAAAACGAAGAUCAGAAGGGAGGCAUGCUGGGCCCUCUCCAAUAUUCUCGCAGGAAACCAGGAACAAAUCCAAGCUGUCAUUGAAAGCAAUAUCAUCCCUCCCCUUAUUCAAUUGCUCACUAAUGGUGAAUUCGAGAUUCGAAAAGAAGCAGCUUGGGCAAUUUCAAAUGCAAGUUCAGGUGGAAAUAGCCAACAAAUCAAAUUUCUUGUCCAACAGGGUUGCAUCCGACCACUCUGUGAUUUAUUGACCGUAAACGACCCAAAGCUUGUAACUACUCUUCUUGAGGGCUUGGAGAACAUCCUAAAGGCCGGGGAAGAGGAAGCGAAUGCAUCUAAUGGGCAGAAUCAAAUGGCCGUACUCAUCUCAGAAGCUGAGGGUUUAAAAAAAAUUGAAGACCUCCGACAACGCUCCAAUGAUGAUAUCUAUGAGAAGUGUAUCGAGAUUAUGGAGACUUACUUUGGUGUAAAGGAGGAAGAAGAAACGAAUUCGCUUGCACCAAAUACUAGGGAGCCCCGUUCAGCAUUAUAG